AUGGUUCAUUACAGGACGAUGCUCAGGGUGCCCCGGAGGGGCGUGUGCAUGAGUUACCUCGCGCGCUUACGGGCUGGUGUGUGGUGUUGCGUUGAGAGUGGGGUUGGUGCUGAAAGUGCUGUAGGUGACAGGCUGCGCGUUGGGAUACGAAAGGGGCUGUUCGCACUCCCAGAGCAUGCGCACACGUCCGUCAUAUGCGUCGGACCCGGGACGGGCAUUGCGCCGAGGCGCGCACUGAUUGAGGAGCGGGUGUUCGCGGGCUCAACGGAAAAGACACUGUACUUUGGCUGCCGCUUGGCGAAGAACGACCAGCACUACUAUAGUGAAUGGGAGGCGCACGUGUGGAGGGAGCUCACGUACCGCGUUAUAUACUCGCGCAAUGGCCUACCGGGGGGUCGCUCGGACGUAUGUGCCUUCGACCGCGAAACCCGACCCACGAUGGUGUGCGGAGAUGGAAACACUCAAAAGUUUGGAAAUGUCGACGGUCUUCGCGUGACCGGACGCGGUUUGCUCUUCGUGUCCGCCACCGUCAUGCCUUGGCCCAACAGAGUCCUUGCUCAGUUCGCACUUGUCCCUCCGAACCCUCGUGAAAAUGAGUAUUACGGGCCUUAUAACAAACUUUUGAACUAUCUUUUCCCCCCUGACUCGCCUUACACUGUUGUUCCCCAGUAUCUGCAACCUGCCUCUGCGAAAGGUAUCGAGUAUGUCGUUCUCUUCGAGAUCGUCGUCGAGAAUAGACCCGUCUUCAUAUUGGAAGUGAAGGAGCCCGUCGACCUCGAGUACGUAUCUGCGCGGGAGAGUGCCGAUGACCAGAUCAGACACUGCAUUGAAGAUUUAGUAGGUCGAUGCCCCAUCCCUACGCUGCAUGCCGUCAGCGCUAUGGGAACUAGGCUGUGUUUCUACCGCCAGGACACCGGUCCUGGUGCUGGGCCAAUUUUACCAAUCGGUAUCGCUCGACAUCCCGAGAGAGUUAACGACGCUGCGCCGGCGGAGCGGUGGGAUUGUGACAUCCUGGAUCCUGAAGGGGAGGCGAGGUUUCGUGCGGUAGUUGAGGAGAUAAAGGUAGGAUGUGUGGAUCUUGCGUAA
Sparassis crispa is the source of this 1086-nucleotide messenger RNA. RefSeq lists its product as hypothetical. NCBI's taxonomy places the organism in Eukaryota, Fungi, Basidiomycota, Agaricomycetes, Polyporales, Sparassidaceae. Gene Ontology annotation, molecular function: FMN binding; flavin adenine dinucleotide binding; oxidoreductase activity. The record is from RefSeq and is a predicted model, not a curated record. The transcript is spliced from 5 exons. Gene Ontology annotation, cellular component: cytosol. Bases 1 to 1086 code for a protein of 361 amino acids.